Messenger RNA from Mugil cephalus (flathead mullet), 4885 nucleotides. It is a transcript of the gene cacnb2a, whose product is annotated as calcium channel, voltage-dependent, beta 2a. Gene Ontology annotation, biological process: neuromuscular junction development; calcium ion transmembrane transport; chemical synaptic transmission. Gene Ontology annotation, molecular function: high voltage-gated calcium channel activity; protein binding. The record is from RefSeq and is a predicted model, not a curated record. Lineage: Eukaryota; Metazoa; Chordata; Actinopteri; Mugiliformes; Mugilidae. The coding region runs from base 768 to 2906 and encodes 712 amino acids. Gene Ontology annotation, cellular component: voltage-gated calcium channel complex. The transcript is spliced from 13 exons.
UAGAGAGGCAGAAUCACUGAAGUAGCACAUGAGAGCUUGUGGUAGGGAGUGAACAGGACAAACACUGACAGGCUCCGCCACAGAGAGCGAGAAAGGGGGAGAGCUCGCAGCACCUUAAAGGCGCCACCAGCGGCUUCAUUAGCAUUUGAAGGAGAGUUGGUCACACAUUGCAGCCACGCCGGGACUCAUGUAGACAAACCGCUGUUACCCAUCGCCUGUGGAGCGGCGCAGGGCAUCCUACAGCAGAGGAGGACAACAAGGCUGGAGCCCAAGCUUGGAGAAGAGGAUGAGAAGCAUCACUGCCACCUGACUCAUACCGGGAGUCAGCCUCAGCACCUGCAGCGGCAGACUGAGCGCUCUGGCUAUCAAGGAGACCGGGGCAGACGGGGAGAGAGCUGCUGAGAUUAUGCGCGGGGCAGAGAGCUCCUGUGGAUUCCCCAUCUUUGGCAACAGCAGCAGCAGCAGGGGGAGCAGGAGCCGUGGCUCUACGCAAAGCAGCCGAGCUAGCUGGAGCUGCAGCACAACAAGGAGCUCUGACUCUAAAGCUAUUCAUUUAUCCAGAGAUGAAGGUAGCAUUUGCAGCCAAGGUGUAACAGGGACCACAUGCGGAUGUAGCCACAGCGUUGAAUGUACCUGUAGCCACAGCAGCGAAGGUAGUUGCAGCGCCGGUGCAAAGGUGUCCACGGCGGUGCAGUUAAAGUGUAGUAGUUGUUGUAGUAGUAGCAGGGGGGGCAGUGGCUCAGGACACUGAAUGACCAGUGUGGCUGAUGAAGGCCACCUGGAUCCGCUUGCUGAAACGAGCCAAAGGAGGUCGCGUCAAGAGCUCGGAUGCCUGCGGUUCGGCCGACUCCUACACCAGCCGUCCAUCAGACUCCGAUGUGUCCCUGGAGGAGGAUAAGGAGGCAGUGCGCAGAGAGGCAGAGCGACAGGCUCAGGCACAGCUUGACAAGGCCAAGACCAAGCCAGUUGCAUUUGCUGUCCGCACAAAUGUCAACUACAGCCCGAGUCACGAUGACGAUGUCCCCGUGCCCGGCAUGGCCGUCUCCUUUGAGGCUAAAGACUUCCUCCAUGUCAAAGAGAAAUUCAACAAUGACUGGUGGAUAGGACGCCUGGUGAAAGAAGGCUGUGAAAUCGGUUUCAUCCCCAGUCCAGUGAAGCUUGAAAACACUCGAAUCCUCCAGGAGCAGAGAGCCAAACAGGGAAAGUUCCACUCCAGUAAACUGGGAGCAAACUCAUCGUCUAGUUUAGGUGAAGUGGUUCCUAACUCACGGAAAUCUACUCCUCCUUCGUCUGCCAUUGACAUAGACGCCACAGGCUUAGACCCUGAGGACAAUGAGCUUCCAGUCAACCUGCGCUCCUCUAAAGCCAGUCCAAACACUGUCAUGUCACCCCUAGCAAAAGAAAAACGAAUGCCCUUCUUUAAGAAGACGGAACACAUUCCUCCGUACGACGUUGUGCCUUCCAUGCGGCCUGUGGUUCUGGUUGGACCGUCACUGAAGGGCUACGAGGUGACAGACAUGAUGCAAAAAGCACUGUUUGACUUUUUGAAACACAGAUUUGAGGGAAGGAUAUCAAUCACUCGUGUCACAGCUGACAUCUCUCUUGCCAAACGCUCGGUCCUGAACAACCCCAGCAAGCACGCCAUCAUCGAACGCUCCAACACACGCUCGAACUUGGCCGAAGUCCAGAGUGAAAUCGAGCGGAUUUUCGAACUGGCCCGGACGUUACAGCUGGUGGUUCUAGACGCCGACACAAUCAACCACCCGUCACAGCUGGGGAAGACGUCCCUCGCCCCCAUCAUCGUCUACGUCAAGAUCACCUCUCCUAAGGUGCUGCAGCGGCUCAUCAAGUCCAGAGGCAAGUCUCAGGCCAAACACCUCAAUGUCCAGAUGGUGGCCGCCGAUAAGCUGGCUCAGUGCCCUCCUGAGAUGUUUGACAUCAUCCUCGACGAGAACCAGCUGGAGGAUGCAUGUGAGCAUAUGGCCGAUUACCUGGAGGCCUACUGGAAAAGCACUCACCCAACCAGCAGCAACCCUCCCAACCCACUGCUAACGAAGCUGCCCACAGCCGCCCUGCCCUCCAGCCCGACCCCGGUCUCCGGUGUGCAGGGCAACAGUACAGAGCAGAGAGGAGAUAAAGCGCUAGCGGAGAGGAAGGGCUCCAAAGAGGAUUACCAGCACCAUCACCACCACCACCACCACCACCACCAGAGCCUGGACCAGGGAGACGCCGACGCGGAGGCUGAGGGGGACGGCGAUGAGGAGGAGAGGCCCCUUAGGACAGAGUCCUCCAGGAGAGCCCAGCACAUCCACCACCGGUCGUCUUCAACUAGGACUGAGCAACACAACCACCAUCACCACCACCACCACAGCAGCAAUAGAGCCAGGGGCCUCUCCCGCCAGGAGACUUUGGACUCUGAGACCCCCGAGAGCCGGGAAAGCAGAGAGAGCAGAGAGAGCCGAGAAAGCAGAGAAAGCAGGGACUCGGCUUAUAUCGAGCCGCGCACUCAGCUCCUCCACCAAGAGGAGGAGGAGGAGGAGGAGGAGGAGGAAGAGGAGGAGGAGGAGGAGGACGAGGAAGAGGAUCUAGGGGAGGGGCACCCCCAGCAGCAACAGCGCUACGAGCCACUGCCCCACAGGGACCACAACCACCACCACCACCACCACCACCACCGCAGCGGAGCGGACGAGGGCGGCCACGGCACGGGACACCACCGCUCAAAAGAGCGCGAACAGGACCAUAACGAACGGAACAAGCAGCGCUCCCACCACCACCACCGGCCGGCGCGAGACCACCACCACCACUACUACGACCGGGACAGGGAGAGGGACCGGGAGGGGGAGGUGGCUCCCAAAAAGAGGGGUGAGGCGGGGGAAUGGGCCAGAGACUCGUACAUCCACCAGUGACAGACCCCGACCCCUCCCGAAGCUCAUCCGUUCUCCCAUCGUGCUGCUAUGCCCUGAAACCACAGCGUCCUAUUUAUGUACACUUGUUUGUAAAAUGCUGUUGCAUCUUUUUCAACGGCAGGAUUUUUGAUUACAUAGAUACAAAUAUAAAUAUAUAUAAAGUAUAUGUAUGUGUGUAUCUAUGCAUAGACGUCGUUUAUGUGUGGAUAUGCAUGAAUAUUCUCAGAUAUGCAUAUUUUAAACCUGUGUUUGAUAAAGCAUGACACAAAAGCAGAAUUAUUUUCUGUACUGAGCUGUGCUUUCUGUGAUUAGCAUUAUUAUUUUUAUUGUUUCUAUAAUUAUUAUUAAUAUUAUUAAUUUUUAAUUGCUUGCUACCACUUGAAUGAUUUGUUCCUUCAGACUACUGCGAGGGUUGACUGCAGACCAACCAACAUAGUUUGAUGCUGUAUUUGCAGAAUAGUUUGCCAGUUUGGGAAAUAACGCCCGCAGCUAACGCGGCCUAAAACAACGGCACUGCAUUCAGUCAUAAACGUUAUAAUGUUCAGAUUCUGUUGUUUUAGAUUUACGAUCAUUUUGGAGGGUGUAGUUUGUGGUUCUGAUGAACUGUACUACGUUAAUAAUGUGUUUCUUUUGCUUCACCCGACCUAUUUAUAACAUUAUGGGUAAGCUAAGAAACAGAAGCACUUUUUGUUAUAAAUAAUAGGUCAACAGCAGCUCAUACUACAACCUCGACAAUGACCAAAACCUCAAAGAAACAAACGCUACAAUCUUAAUGAUUCAAUGCAGGACUGGUGUAUUAGACUGGUUUAGUUUUAGGGAGGUGUGCCUAACAAACAGUUCAGAUGGGAUGAUCAAUACCACUCCUGUACCUAUGAAGUAAAUAGCUAGCAGCAGGUUAGCUUAGCUUUGCACAAAGACUGGAAAUAAAGGGAGAAGCAGCUGAUUUUAUUGUGUCUAGAUAAAAAAAAAACAAAGACAAAACAUCUACUGACGUCUAAAAACUAAAAAGCCACUAAAAAAUAAAAUAGGUUCUGUUGUUUCUUGGUGCUUUAGCUAACUCCAGCUAGCUGGCUGCUAGCUAUUGCUUCAUAUCUAACUCUCGACAAGAGACCAAGCUAUUCACUUAUUUCCCAAAGUGCCAAACUGCUCCUUUCAUUUUAUGUCCAUCAUUUACUGCUUAGUUCCUGUUUUACUCUGCGUCCAUGGUUUUAGACGUUUGGUUUUAACAUAUUUCUGCCUCCGUCGAGGCGCACCUUAGUCUUGCCUUACAAGACAAACGAGUUCUACAGUAACUUCCUCUCUUACAUGCAGUACUGUUCUUUGUAUGGGUCCAGAAACAUUUUAUAACAUUGGUACAUCUUUUAUUCUGCACUUUUACUGAUUCACGUUGGUUUCAAGUGAAGGCAAUUUGAUAUGACGCCGCAACUCGGCUGUAAGUCUACUACCAAAACUCCAUUAAGGUUCAUCUUUCAUCGAGUCUCACCCCUUUUCUAAUGAAUGUUGUUUAACUCCCACUUCUCAGUACACAGAAUGUUCAUUUUAGGAUUUUUUUUUUUGUUCCGUAUGUUCUCUCUCUCACACACACACACACACACAAAAAAGUAAUUAAAAGACGCAUUUGAGAAACAAAUAAUUCCACAUGUUUACCAGAAAACCAUAGAUCUCUUUGUCUGACCGAUGCACAAAAUCUGUUCAAUGCAAAGUGAUGGAGUUUUGGAUGAUUUUAGAGCCUCAACCUGCUCACAAAUCAAUAGUAUUGGAAAAAUCUAAAUUGAUCUUAGGUCGGAGUCCAUGUGCUCUCUCUCUGUUUACACCAACCCCCCCUCUCAUUCUUUGCCUAAUAAUUUUAACUAUAGAACCUACUCCAUUUCUAUGCUACGUUGGUAGCACUGCAGAUUUUGUAAUGGUGUACAUGUGUAUGUACAUUAUGCGUAGAUAUGAAGAAUAAAGUUGGCAACAAAGGACGGGCGCAGCGGGAA